AAAGCACGAAUGGUAGCUCUCACAAGGCACGGUUUUCGUUAUGGAGUCCCAGUGGAUUGCAACAGUAGUGUUGUACCCACACGUAAAUAUUCCUUAGAAGAAUCUAUAAGGAGAGGAGAACGUACACUUGAGUUGCUGGAAAGUUUGCACCGUUCUUCUCCCAGUGAUGAUAGGACGACGGAAGAGGAAUUCACUCCAGUUUUUCCAAAAGAUGGAGACGAUAAUACCAGUGAAGAUGUCAUUAUCAGCAAAAAACUGAGAUUGGGGUUGUAUGAGGAUGACUUUGCCGUAUUUGAGGAAGAAGAAGAAGAACAACAGUACAUGUUGGAAGGAGAUGAGCUAAUAAGAGCACUAUUAAGAAAAUUCAUAUUCAAUCUUGUUCAUUUUACAACUUUAAGACACGAUAGAAAGACACUAGUAGGUGCCAUAAGACGGAACAAGUUACUCAAUGAAGGGUAAUAUGGAAAUGGGUGAUAAAAAGAGGAAGAAUUGU
This is a messenger RNA of Galdieria sulphuraria, 493 nucleotides long. RefSeq lists its product as hypothetical. The record is from RefSeq and is a predicted model, not a curated record. Bases 10 to 459 code for a protein of 149 amino acids. Lineage: Eukaryota; Rhodophyta; Bangiophyceae; Galdieriales; Galdieriaceae. The transcript has 3 exons.